AUGCUGUCCAUCCCCGCCUUUCCGCCAACCCACUCCCUCUCCACUCGGGCAUCCAGCAAUAAAUGCAGGGACAUCGACGACUGCCGCCGGCUCUUCGACAUCGUCUGGGGCUGUCUCGUGACCGUCUUCCUGUGCAUCUGGGUUUCCGUCCACCCAAACGUGCCGCCUCCCCCGCCAGACAGCCCCGCUAAACGCGCCAGGCUGCAGCGCUGGGCAAAAUGGUACAUCAUCGAGGCGAAUCUGCCGCUGCUGCACCGCAUGAAGCUCCUGGCGACCGCGCUGGUGGCACCUGAGCUCAUCAUCGGCUUUGCGGGGAGGCAGCUGGCUGUUGCCCGGUUCUUCUCGCGGACGCACAAUAUUUCGUUGACACACGGAUUUUUCAUCGUCAUGGGCGGAUUCAUCGACGCGGACGGCCAUCCGAUCGUCACGCAGAAGCAGCUCUGGCAGCCAGGUGUCGCUGCGGCCAUCCGCGCCACAUCCGAGGCCACGCUCGAGGACAAGAGCAAGGGGGACCUCUUUUCCAAGGGGAUUGCGCUCUGCCAGGGCCUUUGGUUCAUCCUACAAUGCAUCGCACGCCGGGCCCAGCGUCUCCCGCUCACUGAAAUAGAAGUUGUAACGCUCGCGUUUGCGACGAUAAAUGCGCUCACGUGGCUUCUGUGGCUCAGGAAACCACUCGAUGUGCGCGAGCCGAUUAGGCUUCCCUUGAGCACCGGAGGCCCGGCUUCGCAAUCGCUCACUGGCACCCCCGGCGGUGGCAGCUUCAACGUAGACCAUCCGGUCUCGAACAUCUACAGCCAAUACGACCCCCUCGCGGCCACCGCCGUCCCGACGUUCUGGUGCACCACCGAGGACGACGAGGAAGUACUCGGGCACGUGUGGAUUCUCACCUUUGUCGCACAAAUGUUCUGCGGGGCGCUCUUCGGUGGCAUCCACUUUGCCGCGUGGUCUGCAGUCUUUCCCUCUUUGGCCGAGAUGUGGCUGUGGCGCGGUGCGUCGCUGCUCGUGACCGCGCUGCCGCUGGUCCUGUUGCUUGUGUUCUUGAGCGAUGGCGUGCUGCAGUGCCCGGCGUCGCUAUUCGGCCUGCUGACAUUGGCGGGCAGCGGGUUGUACUGCGUUGCCCGAGUCGUGUUGCUCGUGCUCCCACUGGCGACGCUGCGCUUCCAGCCUGCGGCAGCGUUUGAAGAUGUUGAUUGGAGUGUUUAUAUUCCCCAUUUGUAG
Molecule: messenger RNA, 1218 nt
Organism: Mycena indigotica
Lineage: Eukaryota; Fungi; Basidiomycota; Agaricomycetes; Agaricales; Mycenaceae
Exons: 2
Coding region: 1-1218 (405 amino acids)
Source: RefSeq, a predicted model, not a curated record